AUGGCACCAGACAAGAUGGCGCCACCAGCGUCGUCGGCGCCAUCAACAUCGACGAUGGUGCCAGACGAUGAAUUCAAGGAUAAAGAGAAAGGCAGUCCGAUCCCGGAUGCAGAAUGUCUGGCGUCAUCCAGUGAUCCGGAUGACGUGCCGCUCGACCGCGAGCCCGAGGAUCACCGCGACUACCCCGACGGCGGGUAUGGGUGGGUCAUUGUGAUCUGUGGCUUCCUGCUCAACUUCUCAACAUGGGGUGUGAAUACGGCGUUUGGCAUCUACCUCGCGUACGAUCUGGAGAAUCCUCGAUUCAAGGGGGCGCGGGAUAUCGACUUUGCCUUCAUCGGCUCUCUGUCGCUGUCGCUAGCGCUGGCCGUUGCGCCGUUUUCAAACUUUCUCGCGAGGACGUAUCACUGGCGAAUUCCGUUGAUGACAGGGAGUGUGUGUGUGACGGCGGGGCAAAUUCUGGCGGGCUUUUGCACUUCCAUCUGGCAACUGUACCUCACGCAAGGCGUGUUGUUCGCCAUUGGACUUGGAAUGACGAUGGUUGUUUCGGGGCCAAUUGUGACCCAGUGGUUUGGGUUGAAACGCGCGUUUGCGGUCGGUAUCGUCUCGGCCGGGAGUGGCGGCGGCGCCCUCUUCUUCUCCAACAUCACCCGACUCACUCUCUCCCACUUGGACCGGAGGUGGGCGUGCGUCAUCAACGGAUGCAUCUCAGCAGCAGGCCUCAUCCCCGCCAUCCUGUUCUUCAAGACGCGCUCAACGAAAUUAAAAGUCCGCUUUGAGCCGUUCCAAAUCUCCUUCUUCAAAAACCCAGGCUUCAUCUGCAUGUGUUUCUGGGGCGGCUUCAUCCUCUUUGCCUACGCAAUCGGUAUUUACACCAUCCCGCUAUAUGCCGUACAAGGGUUAGGGAUGACGCAGAAGGACGGUUCAACUCUCCAGUCCCUGCUGGCAGUGGGACAGAUUGUCGGUCGCCCACUGUCGGGAUACUUUCUCGACAAGGUGGGCCGGUUCAACGGUGCGAUUGUCACUACCCUCAUCGCGUCCAUCUCGUGUCUCGCUGUCUGGCUGGUAGCGCAGAACUUUCACGUGCUCGCCUUUGCAGCGUUUCUGCAGGGCGCGAGCUCGGGCGUCUUCUGGUCAACUUGCCAGGCCCUCCUCACCGACCUUGUGGGUAUUCGAGACAUGGCGAGCGCGUUGUCGGUGCUUUGGUUCAGCAUCGUUGCGCCAGGUAUCGUGUCGCAGCCGAUCGCGAUCUGGUUGACAAACUACUCGCGCGAUACGCUCCAUCGUACAGGAACAGCAGCGUUCCAGUACGGUAUCGUAUUCGCUGGUGUUGCAUUCUUCGCAUCCUCCGUAUCGCUCUACGGGACAAAACGAUACAUACAGGGCGACUGGAAGGUGUUCAAGAGGUGUUGA
Cutaneotrichosporon cavernicola is the source of this 1410-nucleotide messenger RNA. RefSeq lists its product as uncharacterized. Gene Ontology annotation, cellular component: membrane. The transcript has 2 exons. The record is from RefSeq and is a predicted model, not a curated record. NCBI's taxonomy places the organism in Eukaryota, Fungi, Basidiomycota, Tremellomycetes, Trichosporonales, Trichosporonaceae. Gene Ontology annotation, molecular function: transmembrane transporter activity. Gene Ontology annotation, biological process: transmembrane transport. The coding region runs from base 1 to 1410 and encodes 469 amino acids.